Panicum hallii is the source of this 2242-nucleotide messenger RNA. RefSeq names its product cold-responsive protein kinase 1-like. The transcript has 9 exons. The coding region runs from base 170 to 2134 and encodes 654 amino acids. NCBI's taxonomy places the organism in Eukaryota, Viridiplantae, Streptophyta, Magnoliopsida, Poales, Poaceae. Gene Ontology annotation, biological process: protein phosphorylation. Gene Ontology annotation, molecular function: ATP binding; protein kinase activity. The record is from RefSeq and is a predicted model, not a curated record.
CACAACCCAAUCCCCAUCACUAGCAGUACCCCACAACGCCACGCCCGCGCCUCGCCUCGCCUCGCCUCGCCGCGCGCGGCGGGCCAAACCCCAAACCUCAACGGCGACGGUGCCUUCUCGCCUCAUCUCCUCCCCUCCCCGUGCAUUACCACCGCUCCCCCAGACCUCGAUGCGCCGCCGCAUGGCUCGCUUCCUGUUCCUGCAGGCUCUAGCCCUGGUAGCCGCCUCCGCGUGGGCCCCCGUCACCUUCGCCGACCCGCAGGCCACGCUGCUCAACCUGGGGUGCAGCCAGUACAACGCCACGCCCGCGAGCGCCUUCCUCGCCGCCCUCAACUCCACGUUCGCCGGCCUCCGCACCAACCUCUCCGCCGCGGGGGCCGGCGGCGUCGGCGGCUUCGCCACCGCCGCGGAGCCGCGCGCCGCCGCCCCGGCGUUCGCCAUGGCGCAGUGCCGCCCCUACGUCGCGGGCCGCGACUGCGUCGCCUGCUUCGACGCCGCCGCCGCGCGCCUCCGCGCCGGGUGCGGCGCCGCCAACGGCGGGCGCGCCAUCCUCGACGGCUGCGUGCUCCGCUACGAGAGCGCCGCCUUCUUCGACCAGUCCACGCUCCCGGGCAACACGCAGGUCUGCAACGGGUCCGCCGUGGGCGCCGGCGGCUUCGCGGACGCGGCGCGGGCGCUGGUGGCCGACCUCGCGGCGGCCGUGCCUCGCGCCCCGGGGUUCGCCGCGGCGGCCGCGAGGGGCGGCGUGUAUGCGGCGGCGCAGUGCGUGGAGACGGUCGGGGAGGGCGGCUGCGCGCAGUGCCUCAAGGUGGCGGCGGGGAACAUCGACGGGUGCCCGCCCAACUCCGAUGGACGUGCCGUGGACGCCGGCUGCUUCAUGAGAUACUCCGAUAGGCCGUUCUUCCCCGCGAACGCGACCGUGGACCUCGCCGUAUACUUGCGUUCCGGGAAGAAAUCAAGCCGGAAAGGAGCCAUCAUAGGAGGCAUUCUGGGAGGGGUAGCCUUCCUGUUUCUUGUUGGGCUGUUGACAAUCUUAUUGAUACACCGGUCUAGAAAGCUAAAGCCUCGGAGAGGAGAUAUACUUGGAGCAACAGAAUUACAAGGUCCAACAAGUUUCUACUAUCGUGAUCUUAAGGCUGCAACCAAUAAUUUCAAUGAGAAAAGUAAACUUGGAGAAGGAGGUUUUGGAGAUGUAUACAAGGGUGUGCUGAAAAAUGGAAAAACAGUUGCAGUAAAAAGGUUGGUUGUUAUGGAAACUAGCAGGGCCAAAGCUGAUUUUGAAAGUGAGGUGAAGUUGAUCAGCAAUGUUCAUCAUCGGAAUCUUGUCCGGCUUCUUGGUUGUUCUCGGAAGGGUUCUGAGUUCCUACUUGUUUAUGAAUACAUGGCAAAUGGUAGCCUGGACAAGUUCCUCUUCGGUGAGCAACGUGGAACCCUCAACUGGAGGCAGCGAUUUAACAUCAUUGUUGGCAUGGCUCGUGGUCUUGCCUAUCUUCAUCAGGAGUUUCAUGUCUGUAUCAUACACCGUGAUAUUAAAUCUAGCAAUGUUCUUCUUGAUGAUGAGUUUCAGGCAAAAAUUGCUGAUUUUGGCUUGGCGAGGCUCCUUCCUGAUGAUCAUAGUCAUUUGAGCACAAAAUUCGCAGGAACAUUGGGCUACACUGCUCCAGAAUAUGCAAUCCAUGGCCAACUGUCAGAGAAGGUUGACACAUACAGCUUCGGUGUUGUUGUUUUGGAAAUAUUAAGUGGUCGGAAGAGCAAUGAUACACGGCUUGAGCCUGAAACACAGUACCUGCUCGAAUGGGCCUGGAAGCUAUAUGAAAGUGACAACCUAAUGGCCUUGGUGGACGAAUCACUAAAUCCAGAAGAAUAUAAGCCAGAAGAGGUAAAAAAAAUCAUGGAGAUAGCUCUUCUCUGCACUCAAUCUACCGUUGCUGCAAGGCCAAUGAUGUCAGAAGUAGUUGUGUUGUUGUUGACGAGAAAUGAUCCAGAGCUCCAGCCCACAAGGCCCACUUUUAUUGAUGCAACAAGUAGAGUGCGAGGCGAAACAUCAUCUUCUAGUUCAUCUUCUGCCUCCAAGGCCACUAUAUCAGUUUCUCAGUUUUCAGCCAGCAUAGAAAGAAAUUGCUCAUUUUGGUGAUCAGUAAUUUGAGGUGACCAAGCUGGGGCAUGGCAGUCUGGCACAGAGUCAUGCGUAAGGAGUUUAGCUGAGCCGCACACUGGAUUAUCUAUCAUCUAUGAUAUGGAA